Vollenhovia emeryi is the source of this 1951-nucleotide messenger RNA. RefSeq names its product cysteine sulfinic acid decarboxylase. Lineage: Eukaryota; Metazoa; Arthropoda; Insecta; Hymenoptera; Formicidae. Bases 222 to 1697 code for a protein of 491 amino acids. Gene Ontology annotation, biological process: carboxylic acid metabolic process. Gene Ontology annotation, cellular component: cytoplasm. The record is from RefSeq and is a predicted model, not a curated record. Gene Ontology annotation, molecular function: carboxy-lyase activity; pyridoxal phosphate binding. The transcript has 9 exons.
AUAAAGAAACGUUUGAUUCUGGAGGGUUCUCUCAUGAUCACUUGUGCGUCGUUACCGCAGCUGCGGCUUGCCGCACGAUAGAAUCACUGAGGUUCACGUACGUACGACGCGUUUUCAACGACUGCGACAAAGAGCGAUUCGCUUGCGGUGAGUCGAAAUGGAAGGGACCCAACAAGCGGGCCGGUGGAUUUGUCGGUUGGUCGGUCAGUGUACUCUUCGCGAUGGCUGCAUCAAGUACCAACGGCAUCAUCGAUCUGUUGGAGAAGUUUCUGAAGAUUCUCAAGGAGGAGCAUGCGUUCGACCGAUCGGAUGAUCAACCUGUUGUGCGAUUCCGUUACCCCGCAUAUUUACAGAAAAAGAUGUCACUCUCUUUGGAUGACAACCCAGCGAGCGGCAAGGAAAUAGAAACGGCGAUAAGACAGACUAUACGAUACUCCGUGAAAACGUCCAGUCCGCAUUUUCACAAUCAACUCUACGCCGGGGUCGACGAGUACGGAUUAAUUGGCUCUUGGUUGACGGACGUGUUGAACACCAGCCAGUAUACCUACGAAGUCGCGCCUGUGUUUACUCUGAUGGAGCGAGAAGUGAUACAAAAGUCACUGGAGCUGGUCGGCUACCCGCCGAUGCCGGACGCGGACGGUAUGAUGUGUCCAGGCGGUAGCAUAUCGAAUAUGUAUGGAAUGUUGCUGGCCAGGCACAAAAUAAUGCCGUAUGUGAAAAAGUCGGGACUCUGUUCGCUGAAAUCGCCUCUAGCGUGUUUCACUAGCGAAGACAGUCAUUACUCAAUCCUGAAAGCUGCCAAUUGGUUGGGCUUUGGCACCGAUCAAGUUUACAAGGUGAAGACGGAUGAGUUUGGCCGCAUGAAAGUGGGUGACCUGAAGAGACUUCUAAUGAAGGCGAAGAGCGACGGGAAACUACCGUUCUUCGUGAACGCCACCGCCGGGACCACGGUGCUAGGUGCCAUUGAUCCGUUGCCGGAAAUUGCCGCGAUAUGCCGAAACGAGUCACUCUGGCUGCACGUAGACGCUUGUCUCGGGGGGACCUUGCUGUUCUCGGAAAAGUACCGGUACAGGCUGCGGGGCAUCGAAAUGUCGGACUCCGUGUCUUGGAACCCGCACAAGAUGCUCGGUGUGCCGUUGCAAUGCUCUUUAUUCCUGGUCAAAGGUAAAAAUGCGCUGCACGAGGUGAAUUGCGCCCAAGCCAGGUAUCUUUUCCAGCAGGACAAAUUUUACGACGUCAGUUGGGACACGGGCGAUAAAAGCGUACAAUGCGGUAGAAAGGUCGACGCAAUGAAGUUCUGGUUAAUGUGGAAAGCCCGCGGCAAGAUCGGCCUCGCGCGAUCGGUGGAACAAGCGAUGUCCUGCGCGGAAUACUUUCUAAAGCGAAUUAAGGAGACUACUGGCUUCCGGCUGGUGCAAUCUCACUAUCAGUGUUCCAAUGUCUGCUUUUGGUAUGUACCGCCGAUGAUGCGCAAUCAGAAGGAGACUCCAGCUUGGUGGAAGAAACUGUACGAGGUCACAACGCAGAUAAAAAAACGCAUGACGCUGGACGGCUCUCUCCUGAUUAGUUAUACGCCGUUGGCGCAGAAGGAGCUCGGCAAUUUCUUUCGCAUGGUCGUGAACUGCCAACCGCCACCCACGAAGUCGUCCAUGGACUACGCUAUCAGUCAGAUAGAAAAAUUCGCGGCUGAUUUGUAGAAACGAGCUCUCGUGCUUUUCUUCGCGAGCUAAAAGUAUAACAUUGAAGAUUCGUUUUUAUUGCGAAGAUUGGCAUUUGAUUUGAAGUACUUACGGAGUCGUAAAAAAGAAAGAAUGUCUUUAUUGUCUAUAUUACAAACAAGUGCGCGGGAUAAAUGCAUCGGGUACGGUAUUUAUUACUCGCGUAUACAUGUGACCUCGAUAAUGAUAACUUAUCUGAUGCUUGGCAACAUUAAACAUUGUUACAUCAUAAA